Messenger RNA from Anisakis simplex (herring worm), 1071 nucleotides. NCBI's taxonomy places the organism in Eukaryota, Metazoa, Nematoda, Chromadorea, Rhabditida, Anisakidae. The record is from the annotation of a GenBank genome assembly.
UUUCGUUUCCUGUAUGUCUUUAACGUUCAUGUCUUCCAGGCACUAGAGCAAUCACUUCCAGAAACUACCUAUAAUAAGGAAUACUUGGCAGAUCUCAUGGAUUGUCCGCACAUUAUGCGUAACGUUGCUAUUGUGGGUCAUCUUCAUCACGGAAAAACGACCUUCAUUGAUUGCUUGAUUGAGCAAACGCAUCCAGAAUUCAUGCGUGGUGACGAUAUCGAUACACGUUUUACGGAUACACUCUUCAUUGAACAACAACGUGGUUGCAGUAUCAAAGCGAUGCCAGUUACACUCGUCAUGGAGAAUUCACGUCAUAAAAGUUUUCUUCUCAACCUUAUCGAUACUCCCGGCCAUGUGAAUUUCUCGGAUGAGAUGACUGCAGCAUAUCGACUGAGCGAUGGUGUUGUGGUUAUAAUUGAUGCGCAUGAAGGGGUGAUGCUCCAAACGGAACGCGCAAUUCGUCACGCAGCUCAAGAGCGGCUUCCUGUCGUAGUGUGCAUCAACAAAAUUGACCGGUUGAUUCUCGAACUGAAAUUGCCGCCCACUGACGCCUACUACAAAAUACGAUUCAUUCUCGAUCAAGUGAACAGCUUACUUCAGACGUUCAGCGACGAAGCCGAAGGUGUGCAAGUAUCACCUUUACUCAACAAUGUUGUGUUCGCUAGUUCGCGUUAUAACAUUUGCUUCUCGCUGCAGAGUUUCGCUGAUUUGUAUGCGGAUCACUACGGUACGUUCAGUGGUGUUGAGUUUGCACGACGGCUUUGGGGUGAGCAGUACUUUGAUAAGAAAUCUCGAAAAUUCGUUAAGAAACCGCCACACUCGGGUGCGCCUCGUUCGUUUGUUGAGUUCAUUCUCGAACCAAUCUACAAAAUAUUCUCACAGGUUGUUGGUGAUGUGGAUACGUGUUUACCGUUGAUGAUGUCUGAACUUGGUAUCAAACUGAGCAAAGAGGAGCAAAAAAUGAACGUGCGUCCAUUGGUUGCACUCAUUUGCCGACGUUUCUUCGGCGAUUUCUCAUGUUUGUUUACUUUUUCGUAUAAGUUUUUAUUUGCAGUUCAUAUUGUUUCGUGA